Molecule: messenger RNA, 2748 nt
Organism: Hippoglossus stenolepis (Pacific halibut)
Lineage: Eukaryota; Metazoa; Chordata; Actinopteri; Pleuronectiformes; Pleuronectidae
Gene: calcrlb
Product: calcitonin receptor-like b
Exons: 12
Coding region: 370-1773 (467 amino acids)
Biological process (GO): angiogenesis; cell surface receptor signaling pathway; adenylate cyclase-activating G protein-coupled receptor signaling pathway
Cellular component (GO): plasma membrane
Molecular function (GO): adrenomedullin receptor activity; calcitonin receptor activity; calcitonin gene-related peptide receptor activity
Source: RefSeq, a predicted model, not a curated record
AAUUUACAAAUCACUUCCAGCCUCUUAUUCAGGCAACAAACCAGCAUCUCAAAAGUUUCAGUUUGAGUCAUUUUAAAUAAGAAAAUACAUAUUUACACUUGAAAUUUAAAAAGCUUCUCUGAAUACUGGAUGAAUUUCCCAUUUGGGAGUGUGGGGGUGUGACGCUGCACGUGAACUAGCGGAGGUUGAAUCCAGCUGCUGUCAACACGCGAGCGUUGGAUCAUGUUAGCAGCUGCUGCGAGUCAGGAAACAUUAUUCUUAUCGAGCUCUGGGGGGGAAACUAUUUGGGACGGAGCUGGAGUUUUUUUUUAACCUGUUCCUCCAAAUUGUAUAAAAAUAACAUCUAGAGAAAAAAUAACGUUUGGGCUGAUGCAGACGAGUGAUUCCACUUUUUGUUUUGCACAGAUGGACGUGAACUGGAUCAUGUUUCUGCUGCUGUUGUUCUGCUUCGAUCAGCUGCUGGUGGUGUCGAGCUCUGAGCCUGAGCACGUGAACCAUCGAAGUGCUCACCAUAUCAUCGUGGCCCAGUACAGAUGUUUCCAGAGGAUCAUUAGAGAGUCGCACCGCUUGCCUAAAGCCACAGGGCCCGUGUGCAACAUAACGUGGGACGGGUGGUUGUGUUGGGACGAGACCGAAGCCGGACUCACGACGGAGCAGAGCUGUCCGGACUUCUUCAACGACUUUGACUCUAGUUCGGUGGCGUCCAAAGUGUGCAUGGAGACGGGCGAGUGGGGGCGUCACCCGGAGAGCAACCGCACGUGGACGAACUUCACAAACUGCCAUGGCAACACGACGCACCACACGGCGGCGGCGAUGUCCCACUUCUACUUGGUCAUGAUCGGUCAAGGACUGUCUCUGGUGUCUUUGCUCAUAUCGUUGGGAAUAUUCUUCUAUUUUAAGAGUCUGAGCUGCCAGAGGAUCACGCUCCAUAAAAACCUCUUCCUCUCGUUCGUGCUGAACUCCGUCACCACCGUGGUCCUGCUGAACACAGUGACGGAGAAACAGGGACACAACAGCAACGACUCAACGAGCUGCAAGCUGGUCAUCUUCGUCCACAUGUACCUGCUGAGCUGUAACUACUUCUGGAUGCUGUGUGAGGGCAUCUACCUGCACACUCUCAUCGUCGUGGCCGUGUUUGCAGAGAAACAACACCUCAUAUGGUAUUACAUGCUGGGCUGGGGAUUUCCACUGGUGCCGGCAGUGAUUUACUCCGUAGCGCGUCACUUCUACUACAACGACAAAUGUUGGGUCAGUCCGACGUCCCUGCUGUAUAUUAUCCACGGCCCCAUGUGUGCUGCACUGGUGGUGAACCUUUUCUUCCUCCUGAACAUCGUGCGGGUUCUCAUCACCAAGCUGAGGGUGACGCACCAGGCCGAGUCCAGCCUGUACAUGAGGGCGGUGAGGGCCACGCUCAUCCUCAUCCCUCUGCUCGGCAUCCAGUUCGUCCUGUUCCCCUACAAGCCCCAGGAGCACUGGACCACCGAGAUCUACAUGUACAUCAUGGAGAUCCUCAUGCACUACCAGGGUCUCCUGGUUUCUACAAUAUUCUGCUUCUUCAACGGGGAGGUCCAGAGCGUCCUGCGGAGACACUGGAACCAGCAGCGGAUGCAGUUCGCCGGCACGUUCGCCAACGCCGACUUCUUCCGCUCGGCCUCCUACGUGGCGUCGUCCCUGACGGAGGUGCACCGCUGCUACAGCAUCGAGAGCCACACCGAGCACAUGAACAGCAAGAGCUACUCGGACAUCUUCAGAUCGGACAGCCCCUUCGUGUGAAGCCGCGGCACAAACCACCGAGUUUUCUCUUUGGGGAGUUGUGCUACUGUUCACGACAAAUGAUUACUUCGGACAUUAUUCCAUCUCUCAGCAGAAAAAACAAAUCCACUUUUUUUUUUUUUCCUCAUGAAUAUCACACAGACAGAAGACGUGUGGGACCGAAGAUCCGGUGAAUAUUUAAAGUUAUCAACGAAUCAAACAGCCUGAAAAUACGACUUUAAUACAAGGAUCUAACGCUUUUCUGCACCGUGUGGAGUAAACUUGAAGAAGAUGGUCCGGACGUUUUUUGCAGCAGAACUUUUUUCUGCAGAAGACGAUUCUUUUGGUUCAUGCAGACACUGAAGAGUCGGAGUCGUCGAGCUCCGACAGCGAAGAUGAAGCUUGUCCGACAGUUACACAUCAGAGGCCAUUUCUGUUUCGGCCACUUUUGAAUUAAGUUUCUAUUUAUGUGCAACUUCCUCUUUAACCAAUAAUGGGAGCAGGCAGAAGAAGUUAAAUAUGAAUCACUGCUUUAUAUUUAGACGUGCAUCGGUGUGGUUUGAUUGAAUCGUAUGAAGAGUUAAAUCAGCAGGAACUGACUUAUUAAUCGACGUGGAUCGGCCGUCCCCUCUGGACCCUGACCAGUGAAGAGCUGCUGGUUUCAGUCUUCAGCUGCAGGAGUCCCAGAGCCGCCUCUUCUGCAGAACCGGUAACUUAUUGUUACGUCAAUCAAAAUCACUUAAAGGAACCGUUUCUUCUCAUAAUCACAGGUGUAUUAAAUAUUAAAGGAUUUCUCCCCCCCCAAGCUUUCCACCUUAUUCUUCUGCCUCCAUCGGCUCAUGAAACUACAAUAUUUUAUCACAGAUUUGUUACGAAUGAUCAGUGUGUAUAUAAAACACAAAGGUGUGUUUCACUUUGUAUUAUAGUUUGUGAUGAUGCUGGUUUAUACUGAAGUAAAAAUAAUGCUGUAAAUAAAAGUAGUGUUUUUAAAUGAGA